GAUUCGAUCUCCAUCCUCUGUCCCUCUCCUUACCCGCACUCGUCUUUCCCUCACCACCACCUCCUAACCCGACACAACCUGGCCACAGAUUGCUCCCACCAUAAAAAUCCCAACCCAACCCAUCCCUUCUCUGUCCCGCGACCAAUGAAUGCUCUGGCGACGGAGGAGCUCAAGAAGGAAGAAAAGCCGAUUAAGCAGACGAAACCCAGGACUUCGAAAGAGAGGAAGCCACAACAACCCAAACCCAAAACCAAAACUGCCGCUCAUCCUCCAUACUUUCAGAUGAUAAAAGAGGCACUUUUGGCUCUGAAUGAGAAGAGUGGGUCGAGUUCGUACGCCAUAUACCAAACCUACACCCAGAUCCCUCCUCCGACCUCUCUCUUCCGUCUGAUUCGUCGUCGACCCCACACCUCCUCCGACCUCUCUCCUUCUCUCAACCUCUCGGCUGUUAAAACCCUCAUCUCCUUCCCACCUCCGCUCUCUUCACCUUCAAACCCUCCCCUUGUUCCCACCGUUAUUCUCCUCCUCGGCAUCGAUGGUUGCAUAGAGAAGAGGGAGUUAUAAUGGGAGAUAGAUGCGGGAAAAGAUAAAGAGAAGAAAGAGAGAAGGGUUGGUGCGGGUGGAAGAAAUGAAGGCCCGCAUCUCUAGGCCUUUUUUAUUUGUUUAAUUUUUUUAAUUUUUGAAUAUUUUAUUAUUUUUUUAAUCCAGUUGGAUUAGUGAGUGGAUCCCGUCUCUAGCCACAUCAGCAUUUAACAUAAAAAGUAACAGAAAA
Molecule: messenger RNA, 772 nt
Organism: Pyrus x bretschneideri (Chinese white pear)
Lineage: Eukaryota; Viridiplantae; Streptophyta; Magnoliopsida; Rosales; Rosaceae
Product: histone H1.2-like
Exons: 2
Coding region: 145-564 (139 amino acids)
Biological process (GO): chromosome condensation; nucleosome assembly; negative regulation of DNA recombination
Cellular component (GO): nucleosome; nucleus
Molecular function (GO): double-stranded DNA binding; nucleosomal DNA binding
Source: RefSeq, a predicted model, not a curated record